Athalia rosae (coleseed sawfly) is the source of this 2275-nucleotide messenger RNA. RefSeq lists its product as uncharacterized. Bases 197 to 2275 code for a protein of 692 amino acids. The transcript is spliced from 3 exons. The record is from RefSeq and is a predicted model, not a curated record. NCBI's taxonomy places the organism in Eukaryota, Metazoa, Arthropoda, Insecta, Hymenoptera, Athaliidae.
CUAAUUGCGGGCAGAACGCUCACUGCUUUCUCAACGGUCAUUCACGUUGGCGGGUGAUCAUCGUCAGGAAAGAUUCCGAAGUGUCGAAUUCCCGCCAUUGUCAGUUCUCUGCGUAGAACAACAACAACUGGUCUUCACCCUCGCGGUUCAAGGUCAACUUCGACAUCCACCGUUCGAAGGCACAGCCCCGAACACGAUGAAGGCGAUAAACUGGCUGAGGUGGCUUCUGGUGGCCUGCGUUUGCUUGGCUCUUCUGCCGAACUGCUCCGCGAGAUACAAAUACCGUCAUCAGCAGCCACAGAUGUACAAGAAAUCGUGGCCGGUCGGACCGAGAAUAUCGGGCAUGGGCAAUCACGUUCACAUAAACGUUGGACCGUCGAGUUACAAGCACAACAGACACCCCCACAAACCGAGCAACAACAAUUACAACAGAUACUCGGCACCGAAUCCCGUCCGACGUCCGAUGAACCAAGUUUUCGCUGUACUUCCGGCGUGGAAGACGCAGGCGAUUUUGGGCCAGCUGGCGAAUCAAGGUGCCCUCCCUCAGCGGGGUCCGCUGAAGGAAUUCCAUUCCAUGAACAAGGUCGCCGAAUACAGUCCGGAGUACAGACCGGAAGCGGCGAUGCCACCUUCGCCGAGCCACGGGCACAUGGACGACGACAAGGGGCCGAUUCACACGAUUCCCGCACCAAAUUUGAGCCCGGCCGACAAACCGUACAACAUGCCCUCCCACAAUUAUCCUCCCCCCGAUUCGGAUUAUACCCAGAGCAUACCGGGACCACCGCUGCAGUCCACCGUCUCGAAUUACAACGUAUUCGGUACCCAGGGAACGAGCCUGCCCCCCCAGAGAACAACCGCGGGCCCCACGAGCCCGGCGCCGACUCUGCAUCGCUACGAGGUCACCGAAACCAACGAGAUCGGGCCGCAGGAUUAUCGCACCGUGCAGCCCGGUUACUUCACCCCCGAGUUCGACGUGACGAGGCUCUCCGACUUCGCGAGCACCGGAAGCCGCACCAGCGAAGUCUACGCCGGUCGUCCGGGCUCCAGUUCGAACACUGGAUUGAUCGGAACGGGCCUACAAUACGGCCAGCAGAACGGGCCGAUGCAAACGAAUCUGCACAGUUCGCUGUACGUCGGAUUCCCGGGUAGCGCUUUGCAAUCUCAACCGCCCUCCGAAUCUCCGGAUGAACGGGAAUCGCCCGAACUCCACGUGGGGCAUCCCGCGCCCGCCGGACCUCCGCUGUCCGCUGAUCAGUUGUACGAUCUGCUCAACAGUUUCCCGCAACAAUUCAACAACGAACAACAAUCGGCGGGUCAACAGCAACAACAGUACGCGGUUCAGCAGCAACUGGAUCAGCUGUUUCAGCCGGAAAGUAGCUCGUCCACUCAAUUUUCACCGCCUCAGAUGCACUCGUUCAACUACGACGAACAGUCUAACAAGAGGCAACGGCAACGGCAACAGCAGCAGCAGCAGCAACAACAACAGCAACAACAGCAGCAGCAGCAGCAGCAUUUAUUCGCCGGUCAGGAUUACGCCUCGGGACGCGUAACGGCGGACUACAGUUUGGAGCCGGAUAACCGUGACAUAGUCAGGAGUACAUCGGUCUCCUCGUAUCCCGGUGACACCGUUGACGCGGAGAACCACAUCGAGUACGAGGAGAAACGGGACGGGCAGACAAUUUACUUGAGUCAACUUACCGGGGACGGUAGUCUGUCCAGUCAAUUUUAUACGACCUUGCCGAGCCGCGACGCUGCGGAGAAACUCGCGGCCCUAGCAGCUGCGGGGAACGUGAACAGCCAUCUGAUAGGUCAGCUUAAAAAACAGCAUCAGAGCGGCAGGAAGGGUGAGGUAAAUCCUUAUCCUCCGAACCACAGAGACGCUGACGACGAGGAGGAGACCAGGUUCCAACAGCCUCCGAGGUUCGGUCAUCGUACAAAGCAACAGCGGGAAAGGGAACAGGAAAAAAAUGUACAGGAGGAGCAAAAUUAUCAGCAAGAAAAAGAGGAUAAAAGACCUUUGAGAAUUAUGGUACCUGAUCUCGAGGAGUAUGGGGAUGAUGUCGAACAGAGGGCGGGGGCCAGAAUAGACGGAGAUUCGACGAGGGGUUCCAGGGAGGAUUACGAAUACGAGGAACCGGAUGAGUUGCCACGUGGACCAGAAGUCCCGGAGGAAGCACCUGGAAGACAGGGGAGCCAGGGCAGCGAAACUCAGUCGGUCUACAGAGGGCCUUUCAGCUCCGAGUUCGGAUCCCGUCUUGGCCCGAUAACCGAAUGA